AUGAGUUCGGGUCAGAAUCGGCGGUGGAAGAAGCCAGAGGAGCCAGAUUGGAGAACACGAGAGAAUCGUGGCCACACCUGGUUCACGAAUAUGAAGCGCGAAAAGGAGAAAAAGAACCAGGGCACGAAAUUCUGCCAGCGCUGUUAUUCCACGGACCACUAUACAUAUGAGUGCAAAAAUGAGCGUGUUUAUCAAGUUCGACCCUCGGAAACGCAACAACUUAAACAUCCGAAACUCGUCCGGCCUCUAACUACAGAGCUGCCUCCAGACGUGUUGGAGAAGCAACAGAAGGAACGCGACGCAUUGAUCAAACAGUCCGAAGCCUUGCUGGAAGCAUCGAAGAAGAAUGGAAACGGCAAUCAAAACGAAAGUGACUCCUAUUCUGACUACAGCUACAGCUACAGCUAUUCCUACUCCAAACCCGAUGAGAAGGCUACAGUUACAGCUACAGCUAUUCCUAUUCCGACGAUUCGGAAGGAGAGGAAAAGGAUCAGAAGCUCAGCCAGAAGGACAUUGACAAGAAGGAAUCAAAACCGGAAGCGUUUAAUAUCCUGA
Blastocystis hominis is the source of this 555-nucleotide messenger RNA. RefSeq lists its product as hypothetical. The transcript is spliced from 4 exons. NCBI's taxonomy places the organism in Eukaryota, Bigyra, Opalinata, Blastocystidae. The record is from RefSeq and is a predicted model, not a curated record. The coding region runs from base 1 to 555 and encodes 184 amino acids.